AUUGCCUAAAUGUGCUACGCUCCCGGUGUCAUACUGUCAGCGCUUACACACACGUACCGCAACCAUCACCACCAUGGUCAAGUCUAAUCCUUUCGAUUACACCAACAAGAAGAACACUGGCAUCGGCCUAGGCCAGUUCAUUGCGAAGCAGCUGGAGAAGGAGGCGAAGAAGCAAGCUACGAGAGCACGCAAGCAGAGUCUCAGCAGCGCCAUGGGAAGUGUGGACGGUCACGAGGGAAGCUCAAGCCAUGGACUCGAUAUAAAACUGCCUGGGAAGGAGCUGGGCGACGCGGGGUUCAACGUCCUCGCUGAGUGUUUGGAGGCGGUACUCUCGGUGUCCGAGGAAGCAAGCGAUGUGCCACUGAUUCUGGAGCAAAUUGACCUAUCGAACAACCAGCUAACCGCCGCUUCUCUACCUCGGCUUGCGACGGUGAUCGAGCAAGCCAAACAUGACCUCCAGCUAAUCAGCGUUGCAAACAACGAGCUCAGAAUCGAAACAGACCAGGAUAUUGAGCGAUGGGACACCUUUCUCUGCGCUUUCGGAGACUGUGAGCACGUCAGCAAGCUCGACCUCGCCGGUAACGGUCUCGGAGGCCGCGCAAUCGAAAGCCUAGCUAAGUGGCACAUCCGGCAAUCAUUCAAGGCGCCAGUUUCCGGCAUCCGGAACAUAGAUCCACUCAUACUGAACAACAUCGCUCUCAACGAGAGUGGAGCGCUAUGGCUGUCGUAUGUGCUUGAGAAUCAUGCUUCGGAGAUUGACUGGGCUGGCAACGAGACAUCUCUGAGUAGGGACAGCCAAGCUCUGCUUCGCAAAGCGGAGGCUGUCCGGAAGCAGAUGGUAACCGCCAGCCAGAAUUCUGGAUGUGACGAAGAGGAAGCGGAGGGCGUGUCGCCGAUGGAAGUACCAAGAGGCGCAAGGAGGGCGAGUGGGAAGUUCGGCAGCAGCUCAGAGAUCGACGCCGGUGGUUCGUCAGAGCUGGACAGCCUACGGAAGAAGAUUCAGCGUCACAUCAUCAUGCAUGACAAGCCAGCGAGUGUCGAUCUUUGGCGGGCAGCUCUCAAGCUGCUACAUUUCGCCCGGAUGUUCAGCCUCGUUUGUAAGCGUCCCAGUCCCAUCGCUCCCUCACCGGUACGGAAUCCAGUCAUACGCCUGCCGCCGUCUUCGCCUACACCGAAGAGCAAGAAAGAUACAAGGAAGCUCUCGGUCAGCGCCGACAAGGAGAACGUGGGCCGCAAAGAUUCAAGGGGCUCGCAUGCAAUGACAGGUAAACCACAGGUCGCUCUCGAGGUUACCAACAUGCCCAUCCCACCGAAUAUGGUCUCCAAGCCGCACAGAAAAGGUGCUUUCAGCCACUGCGCUGACCCAGAGCCGGUGAGAGAGAGGCUUCAGGGGCUCAUUAUGCGUGACGACAAUCCUGAGCGGUUUCUGAGGUGGCAGAACAAACGUAUCGCGGCUCAAGGAGCCUCGACUUUCUGGAAUAACCAAAGUGCCUUUCAUCUUUCAGUACAGCUGACUGAUCCUAUCGCCGUACUAGUACUAGGCAAGAGGGAGAUGGAGAUGAUGACAGAGAAGCAAAGGCACGCGGUUAUCGCAUGGGGAUUGAACAGAGACACAUUAGCGACUGAGCGUGGAUGGACAGGGAAGGAUGAGAGUUCGCAAGUGUGGAUGCUCCUGGAUAGUAUCACAUGCCUUGAGUACGAGCAGUGAAUGCAACGAUGGAAAUGGGGGGGGAGAUGCAGUGAAAAAUCGCUUAAUGAAUUAUUAACCACAAACUGCGCG
Baudoinia panamericana UAMH 10762 is the source of this 1780-nucleotide messenger RNA. RefSeq lists its product as uncharacterized. The record is from RefSeq and is a predicted model, not a curated record. The transcript has a single exon. Lineage: Eukaryota; Fungi; Ascomycota; Dothideomycetes; Mycosphaerellales; Teratosphaeriaceae. Bases 74 to 1708 code for a protein of 544 amino acids.